Paramecium sonneborni is the source of this 585-nucleotide messenger RNA. NCBI's taxonomy places the organism in Eukaryota, Ciliophora, Oligohymenophorea, Peniculida, Parameciidae. The record is from the annotation of a GenBank genome assembly.
UUUAAAUUAGAGCUAUGUUAUAUAGAGAAAAAUAAAUUGUAGUUCUUUAGUUGUAAUAAUAAUUAACUUGACUGUAAGUCCUGCUUGCAAAUACGCUGGAACAACAAAUAAUAACAAAUAAUGUGUAGUAUCAAAUUUAAAAAAAUAAUAAUUCGAUGGUCAUCUGGAAAAAUAAUUUGAUCUUAUUUGAAGAAUCGGGAUAUUAAGAUCAUCAAUUGAAAAUUCGACAAGCUUUUUAAAAAUCUCAGAGUCUAAUACUUUAACUAAUUAAUAGACUGUAUCUGUGUAGCCUAGAGAAGAACAUAAAGCAUCAUUUUUUUGAAAAAUUAAUUGUUUUUAGAUAAACACCUCAAAAUAAAUAUUCAUCAUGCUCCAUAGUCUUCAUUUUACCAUAAAUUGGUACUAAGAUAAGGCCUACAAGCUUUAUGAUGGAGUUAUGUGAGUUAAUAAGACAAAUAUUAUGUAUUUUUGCGGAAAUUGGAAAUGAGUGGAUUGGCAACCCAUUGAUCUAGUAACAAUUAUAAUAAAUGGCGCAUUAUAAUAAGAUACGAAUACUUAAUUUUAUCGUCAUGGAAUAAAUGUGAC